This is a messenger RNA of Hypoxylon fragiforme, 3418 nucleotides long. RefSeq lists its product as uncharacterized. Gene Ontology annotation, molecular function: RNA binding; 5'-(N(7)-methylguanosine 5'-triphospho)-[mRNA] hydrolase activity; manganese ion binding. The transcript is spliced from 2 exons. The record is from RefSeq and is a predicted model, not a curated record. Gene Ontology annotation, biological process: nuclear-transcribed mRNA catabolic process, nonsense-mediated decay; deadenylation-dependent decapping of nuclear-transcribed mRNA. Gene Ontology annotation, cellular component: P-body; cytoplasm. NCBI's taxonomy places the organism in Eukaryota, Fungi, Ascomycota, Sordariomycetes, Xylariales, Hypoxylaceae. The coding region runs from base 447 to 3101 and encodes 884 amino acids.
CGGUAGAUCUUCCACUUUUCCACUUUCAACUCAGAAUUACAGUUGACAACUAGUACCACUACUGAAUCUCUUCCUAAAACAAAAACAGAGAAAAAACAAAAACAACAACAGCAAUUACAAACAGUAGGAAUACUUUAUUGCACUCUAGCACUUUUUACUUUCAACCUUUCUUUAUUCUACUUGUGCGUAGUGGUAAUUUUCCACAUCGUUACAAACUCCACUUGCUUUCUCCCCCCCAUCUCUAUCAGCUUAUUAGAAGCUCUCAACCUCUCAACCUCUCUCUCUCUCUCUCUCUCUCUCAUUACCCCCACCCCACCUCACAUCCUAACUCGACACCUCACCCCAUUAAUUGGAUGCUGCCCAGUCCGACUACGCAGUUGUCUUUUGUCUUUUUCCAGCCAGCCUCACUUCUAUGAUUAUGCGAAAAGGUCAACAGUGUCACUGUAAUGCAAUUCAAAAUGACGUUGGAAGAUUGGUUGGACGACCUUUGCGUCCGCUUCAUCAUUAAUCUCCCGAGAGAGGAUCUAUCCUCUGUAGCCCGAAUAUGCUUUCAAAUCGAGGAGGCACAAUGGUUUUACGAGGAUUUCAUCCGCCCUUUAGACCCUACCCUACCCUCCAUGUCCUUACGAAGCUUCAGCCUUAAGAUGUUCCAGCACUGCCCGCUGCUCGCAUCAUUCUCUGCCGACAUCCAUAUCAAGGCCUUUGAAGAAUUUAUGCAAUACAAGACUAGAGUACCCGUCCGUGGAGCUGUCAUGCUCAAUGAACAUAUGGAUGCCGCUGUUCUGGUCCGAGGGUACAAGAAAGGCGCGAGCUGGAGUUUCCCUCGGGGGAAAAUCAACAAAGACGAGGACGACCUCGACUGUGCUGUUCGCGAGGUCUACGAGGAGACUGGGUUUGAUCUUCGAGAAUCGGGCCUCGUCAGCAGAAACGAACCAGUACAUCCUCUUGAGGUUACUAUGCAUGAUCAACAAGUGAGGUUGUAUGUGUUCCGUGGUGUACCCGAAAACACCGUGUUUGAGACGAGGACGAGAAAAGAGAUUGGCGAUAUUAAGUGGUAUAAGGUCGAGGAUCUCCCGGCCUACCGUAAGAAAAAGGGUGGAAGAAAUUACGCCACCGAUGGUCCUUCGAAAGACAAAUUUUACAUGGUGGCGCCUUUCAUGGUCCAGUUACGGCAGUGGGUAAUCAAGCAGAAGAAACUUGACGCCCCCAAGAUCGGCUCCGAUAUGAAUUACCACCACCAUCAGGGAUUCUACGAUGAUAAUUUGACGGACGACAAUGUGGUCCACGAGCCAACCCAUGUAUCGCCUAGCCGAGGCACAAACCCCAAGUUCAUUGAUAGCGCCACGGAGGAGUUACAACGUCUUCUUAAAGUUCAACCUCCGACACAAGGCUUACAAAUCCCGACCCCUACCUCUACCUCUAACCAACUUGCGGGACACACACUCUUGGCUCUUUUGCAGCCCAAGUCAGAGAACGAACAGCCGGCGUAUAGACAUGUCCAAGCACCUCCCUACAACACCUUUACCCAUGCGCCGCACGAGCACCAACAACCUCAACCUCAUCAUCACCAUCAAUACCCUAGUCAUCCAGAGCAAAGAAUGCCUGCUCCCGAGUACAGGAUGACGCAGCAGCUUCCAACGGAAGCAAAUGUAAACAUGGGCUACUCACAACCAGCCCGAGCUCGACCGUACGUAAAUGUCUCCACUGAGCUCCCUCAUCCCCCAACCUACUCGGAACACCCCCCUCAAUUCCGGAACCAACCCGUAAACCUCGUACACCCGCAGCCCUUACCACCCCAAGUACAGAAGGCAAUGCUUCUACGUGGCAUGGCCUCAUCUCCACAAAUCGCAGAUUCUACUGCCAAUCGAUCAGGCCCGUCCAACUUUCCAUCUGGGUUAUCACAAGAAAUCCAGUAUACCACACAAGCACCCCAAGUACAUCACCAUAUUGCGCAGGGUGCUCACAACGAGAACAGAAUGCCUCCUCAGUUGCCUGUGCAGUCAGCCAACUUAUUGAACGUCCUCAAGGGAAGUGCCUCACAAGCGAAUGCUGGUCAGCGCCCUGGCUCAGACUCACCGCACCAGUCUACCAACGUACAUGCUGGCCAAAGCCACCCGCACCCGUUCCCUGCCUCCGGCAAUGGAGGCAAUGGAUUCGCUGGUCAGUAUGGUGCCCCGGCCAUGCAACCCAGCUUUAGCAAUUCGGGACUGCUCAAGAGUCAUGCGUCCACCCCAGAUUCUAGCGCGCCACUUGCGCGCCCGACCGACAAACAUCGCGCAGGUUUGCUUGACAUGUUCAAGAAGACGGGGUCCCCAUUAUCGCAGGGCCAGCUUGAUGGAGAGAGCGAGAAGAAGAGGCAGUGGAACAAUUCGUCCCCCUCUACUGCAAACACUUUACGGACAGCGGCCCACGAAACCGGGCGCCCGAUGGUCAUGAACCCUGAAACGAACCUACCAUUUGGUGCCCUCAGCAUAUUAUCUCGGUCUCGGCCCAGUGCCUCGCCAACUGGAAGCGCAGCUGUCUCAGCUAAGCAUGCGGGUGACGCCAGUCGAUAUUCAGCCGUGGGAUCCCAGCCAAGUCCGAGCCUAUCGCAUGACAAAACCUCGCCUUCAUUCACGAAGGCACAAUCGCGUCCUCGUCAGUUGCCACCACCGAAGACACAGCAGAUGGGACAGUCAUCGCCCAGAUCUUACGCCGGCUCGAUGCAAUCGUAUCCGUAUGGUGCUAGCCAAGAGGCGGCGUCAAACACGUACUUAUUUUCGAAUCCACCUUCAGCGUCAUCGUUGCCAGUCCCAGGAGGUUUACAGUUCCGGAAGAACUCAACGACAGAGCACAAGAAUACUCUCCUAUCCCUCUUUGGAAAGCCGAGUUCGAACGCUGAAUCAAGUAAGGGGAAGGAGGUGGCGGUAGCGGAUCAGUUGGAGCCUGGGGAUACUCAACGAUCUCGAUUAAGUUCCUUCACUUCUGCUGGGGGCGAGGCUACGAUGGGAGUGCGAGGAAACAAGUCGAGACGUGGGAGCCAGGCGCCGCCGCUGUCGCCUGCGGAUAGGGACUUUUUGAUGAAUUUCCUAGAGUCGGCAUCUGGCAAUGUUAGGCGUUGAUCGUAUUUUGGCGCCUUUCACGAUAUAGAAGGGCUGGCAGGAAAGAGAGAAGGGGGAGGGUAGAUUUAACGGUGCUAGGCAUAAUGGGUAAAAGUAAAAAGUGCGGUCAUUGGAGCUAUUGAUAGUCGUUCGUAUACCCUCAUAGUUUUAGGGCGGGCGUCGGUCUAUUUCGCAUAAUAUGCGUUUGACAUUUCUGCAUUACCCGAGCUGGCCGAUCGUUCUUCGUGACUGUAAGUGCAUACGUGUAUGUACGCCUGUCUACAUAAACUUUCCACUGCGAUACUUAAUUUUUACAAAACAAUACAAGCCGGUUUGUG